AUGAAAUCAUUUAUAGGUGUUAUUUUAUUAUCUUAUGUAUUUCUAUUAAUCUAUUCAAAACAUAUUGUUGGUAGUUAUGAUUAUGAACAACAUGAUACAAAUAAUGAAACAGCUUACAAAGCAGCAAACUUUUGUCUUGAAUAUUAUAAUAAACAAAAUAAUGAAUCAUAUAUACUUACUAAAGUAGAAUUUGCUAUUAAUGAAACAUUUGCUCCUAAUUCAUAUAUUAAUUUAUACUUCAAUGGAAAAAAAACAAAUAGUAAUAAAGAAGUUGAAUUCCAAGCUAUUUACCAACCUAGAAAAAAUCGUGAACCAAAAUGCAAUAUUGUACUCAUUGAUACAUCUGGGGUAACUUAA
This is a messenger RNA of Strongyloides ratti, 357 nucleotides long. RefSeq lists its product as hypothetical. NCBI's taxonomy places the organism in Eukaryota, Metazoa, Nematoda, Chromadorea, Rhabditida, Strongyloididae. The transcript has a single exon. Bases 1 to 357 code for a protein of 118 amino acids. The record is from RefSeq and is a predicted model, not a curated record.